This is a messenger RNA of Acanthoscelides obtectus, 669 nucleotides long. The record is from the annotation of a GenBank genome assembly. NCBI's taxonomy places the organism in Eukaryota, Metazoa, Arthropoda, Insecta, Coleoptera, Chrysomelidae.
CAGCCUCGGAUAUAUGCGAGAAGCUGGCAGCGUUGUGUGUAACUUUAUGUGCAAUCUGGCAACCAUGUCACAUCAAAAAAAAUGGUAUUUGACAUUGACAUAAGUCAACCGUGUUGCCCAAUGGACAGCACGGACUAUACCUUCUUCAGUGCAUGUGUUUUGUGUUGUAUAUUUUUUGUGGUAGGUAUAUUAUGUUUUGUAGUUUCAGUCUAUAGAUCUGGUGUAUACUGUAUAUGUUUUGUGGAUUUUUGAUUAAGGUGGUUAGACAGGUUUAUUUUUUAGAAAUUUGGAUAUUAAUGUGAUAUUAAUUAUCCAAGGAAACACAUUAAAAUGUCUUAUCAGCUAUACAGAAACACCACCUUGGGACACACUCUUCAAGAGAGUCUAGAUGAACUCAUACAAUACGGCCAAAUAACACCACAGCUAGCGGGCAGGGUGCUUCUCCAGUUCGACAGAUCCAUUAAUCAAACUUUAGCUACCAGGGUUAAGUCAAGGAUAACAUUUAAGGCUGGAAAACUUAAUACAUACCGUUUCUGUGAUAAUGUGUGGACCUUCAUGCUCAAUGAUGCUGAAUUUAGAGAAGUACAAGAGAUCACAAAAAUAGAUAAGGUGAAAAUUGUUGCCUGUGAUGGUAAAAAUGUUAGUGAGGAGGGCAGUUCGAAGAAAUGA